GACCGGCAUCCGGUAGAAUAUUUCUUAAUCAAACGAUUCCCGAACAAAUAGAUAUAAUAGUUCUUCCUAUUAAUCAGUUCACCUUUAAAACAAAUAAAAAACAGUUACUUCAUUUGCUUAACUCAUGUAUGGAAAUUUACAAUGUAUGCAUCGUACUGUCAAUCUAAAAACAUGGUGCUUCUAUUGAAUUUAAUUUUAUUUUGUUAUUUGGGAAUGAGUUUUGGAAGUAACGACGUUACAGAAAUAUUACAUAAGAAUGUGCUAUUAAAUAGAAGAAAACGAUAUUUGAUUUUUCCAAAAGGAUCUAAUUUAGCUAUAUCCAUGGCGGGAGUAAAAGCUCUUAUGAGAGCACAACCUACUGGAUUUAAUAUAUUAGGAGAGAUGGAUUGUCCAUUUGCUUUGCCUACAGAUACGAGACUAUUACGAAAAUCACACUAUAUAAAAAAAAAUAGAAGAGAAAUUUAUUCUACUCUGGAUUCGGCUUUAACACUGAUUGGUUUAAAUGGAACUGCUUGUGUAAGAAAAAUGAUUUGCGAUGCUAAAAAAUACGUUCCUAUGAAAGGAAAAUCGAUGAUUAAAGAUAUCUUGCUAGCAGUUUUCGAUUUUCCCGAAGAAGAAUUUAACAAAAACAAUAUUAAAUGCACUGAUGAAUUAGGCGUUAGUUGUUCAAUUUCGAUUAUGGAACAUGUUUUAGAAGAAAUGAAUUCCAAUUAUGAUUAAUAUGCAGCAAGAGUCAUGAUUACCGCAAGCACAACAUAAACAUAGGAGCAUCUUGCACUAUUUUUUAUUUAUUAUACUUCUGUU
Psylliodes chrysocephalus is the source of this 804-nucleotide messenger RNA. Lineage: Eukaryota; Metazoa; Arthropoda; Insecta; Coleoptera; Chrysomelidae. The record is from the annotation of a GenBank genome assembly.